Molecule: messenger RNA, 1188 nt
Organism: Manis javanica (Malayan pangolin)
Lineage: Eukaryota; Metazoa; Chordata; Mammalia; Pholidota; Manidae
Source: RefSeq, a predicted model, not a curated record
AUGGAAGCAGAGCACUGUGGCCUCCUGCGAGCUGCACCACGCACCCUGCACACCCCCACUCCCUCCAGCCUGGGGACCAGGGCCUCCGAUGGGUUGGGAUCUGAAGGCUUCAGGCUCCUCUUUGGGCUUCUGCUUUGCUCCCAGAAGUCAUCCAAUAGCAGAAACAGCAAAGAGAAGGAGACGUACCAUUUCGAGGAGGGCGGGGCAAGUAGGGGUGGAGCUUCCAGAACAAAGGAGAAUGGGCAGCCCUGGGGGCCCAGGCUAGGCAUCAAAAAGGCUCUGCAGAGUGAGCAGGCCACAGCAGCAGCCCGCCUUUGUGCCCAGCAGUUGGUCAGACAACCCUCGCUCGCAUCCUCCUGCGUGCUCCAGGCUGGGUGCCCAGCCACGCUGCUCAGAGAGGCCUCCUGCUUGACUGCACCGACACUCGUGUGUGGCUUUCUUUACGUGGCUUGCAUUGCUGCUGCAAUUCCUGACGAGAGCACAGGGAUGGCUGAGAGUGGAGCCAGGAGCCCAGAGGGUCGUCGGCAGCACGCCUUCGUCCCCAAACCUUUUGAUGGAGCCAAUGUAGCCCCGGACCUCUGGCUGUUCCGCUUUGAGGUCAUCAAUGACCUCAACCACUGGGACCAUGUCACCAAGCUAAGGUUCCUGAAAGAGUCCCUCAAGGGAGAUGCCCUGGAUGUCUACAGCGGACUCAGCCCCAGUGACCAGGGAGACUAUGCGGCUGUGAAAGAGACCCUCCUGAAGGCCUUCGGGGAGUCUGGGGCCACCCCCAGCUACCUGCCCAAGGAGAUUGUCUUUGCCAACAGCAUGGGUAAGGGCUACUAUCUAAAGGGGAAAAUUGGCAAAGUGCCCGUAAGGUUCCUGGUGGAUUCUGGGGCUCAGGUCUCCGUGGUCCACCCAAGCUUGUGGGAGGAGGCCACUGAUGGUGACACGGACACCCUGCGGCCCUUUGAGAAUGUGGUCAAAGUGGCCAAUGGGGCAGAAAUGAAGAUCAUGGGUAUCUGGGAUACAGUGGUGACCCUGGGCAAGCUGAAGCUGAAGGCAGAGUUCCUGGUGGCCAAUGCUCCUCUGGGUUUAGGUGUCGCACUGUGCAGUCUUCUUAGAGACCCAGCUGCCCUUGGCGCCUUCCCAGUGGCUCCACUCCCUCCUCCUCUGGGUUCCUGGCAUGGUAGGAAGGCUUCACCUUAG